UUCAUAUAUCCAAUCCAAGUAACUUGUACACAUCCAAAAUCUCUCUCUUCCCUCUCUCUUUCUCUCCCCCAUCUUAAUUAAAGAUCUAAUGGAAAAGAGUUCAAUCAGGUUGAAUAUUUGAAGUGGGUAUCAGCUUUCAGAUCAAGGAACUUGAAGUUUCUUCUUCUCAAGAAUCGGGUCAGCAGAAAAUAUUGAAUAUCCAAUUACCUACGAGAAGAUAACUUUGAGCUAUUCAGGCUGCACCUCAUCAUCUUCAAAUUAAUGUAUUGCAGCAGCAACCUCUUAUUGAAUUUUCGAGACCGGCGGAAACGGGACCAGAGCGACGACGAUGAACGGCGAGCAAAAGAAAAGUUGAAUCCAUUCUCAUCUAGAUUGUUUGAUUUGAAUGAAGAGGCCAUGGUUGAAGAGAGCGAUCAUGAAGAAAGAAAAUAUGGAAGCAUUUCAACUAAUAAUAAUAACAACAACUCAUCAAAUGGAAAUGGAAGGAGGACAACAGUGAGACAAUAUGUUAGAUCAAAAGUGCCUCGCCUACGUUGGACUCCUGAGCUGCAUCUCAAUUUUGUUCAUGCUGUGGAAAGGCUUGGUGGCCAAGAGAGAGCAACCCCCAAGUUGGUUCUUCAGCUGAUGAAUGUUAGAGGACUGAGUAUUGCCCAUGUUAAAAGCCACUUACAGAUGUAUCGAAGUAAGAAGCUUGACCAAACUGGGCAAGUUAUACGAGAGGCAUGCAAUGGGACAAUGCAUGGAGGAGGAUAUUACAGUAAUAAUAAUGGCAGCAUGAGCAUACAUUCUUCUCGUUAUCUUCCACUGGCAAGGCAUAUCCAUAGCCAUAGCCAUAGCCACUCGUUUGGUGCUGUUGGAACUCGUUUUCACUCUCACUUCCCAUAUCACAUCAGACCCAACACCUCGUUCUCAAGAAUUAAUAGGCAAAUUUUGGAGCAAAAGAGAUGGAGUAGUUUGGGAGAAAGGGCAUGGAAGAUGAUGAGAAGAACAAAUAACAAUAAUCGGAGUGAGAGGAAGGAUCCAAUAAUAAUUAGUGAUGAUGCAAAGAUAAGAGAUGAUGAGUUGCGAGGAAUAGGAAAUAAUUGGGAAGCAGAAGCAGAAGCAGAGGCAGAGCUGCUGCAGCUAGGAAUAGGAUUAAGCAGAAGCAGCAACGGUAAGAGUAAGAGUAAGAGUGGUAACAAUAAUAUUAAUAAUAAAGAGAGUUAUUGUUGGUCAUAUGGUUUAGGAGGUGGCAGAGGCAGCACUCAAGAAAUUACCACCCAGCUUUCCCUUUCUUAAAUGCUGUCUAAGUGAAAGUGUGGCAGAGAGGAUCGGAGACAAUGUUAAUUAUUUGAAGAUCAGCCACAGCUAUACCCAUAAUUGUAACCAAUAAUAUUAGAUGAAAUAGAGAGGAGCUGAUAAUUGUAGUCUUAAUUUGUCUUCA
Messenger RNA from Momordica charantia (bitter melon), 1423 nucleotides. The record is from RefSeq and is a predicted model, not a curated record. Lineage: Eukaryota; Viridiplantae; Streptophyta; Magnoliopsida; Cucurbitales; Cucurbitaceae.